Molecule: messenger RNA, 1860 nt
Organism: Mangifera indica (mango)
Lineage: Eukaryota; Viridiplantae; Streptophyta; Magnoliopsida; Sapindales; Anacardiaceae
Exons: 1
Coding region: 1-1860 (619 amino acids)
Source: RefSeq, a predicted model, not a curated record
AUGGGAGCAGAUUGGGUGGCAACAGUUGCUUUGGGCAACUUGGCUAAAAUCCAAGCAAAUCAUGAAAAUGCUUCUUCAAAAUCAUACAGUCGUCUCCAGGUAUUCUGGGCACCCUUCCUUCUCUUGCACCUUGGUGGUCCUGAUACUAUCACAGCUUACUCUUUAGAAGACAAUGAGUUGUGGUCAAGGCACUUUCUUGGGCUUAUUGUUGAAAUUGGAGUGGCGCUUUACGUCUUCUUUCGAUCUUUCAACAAUACAGCCCUUACAUUUUUAUUCAUUCCUGUAUUUGUUGCUGGAAUCAUCAAGUAUGGAGAACGGACUUACGAACUUUGGUGUGCUAGCAACAGGAAGUUUAAAGAGAAAUUGCUCUCCACAAAUUCUAUGGCAGAAAAUGCAAUGAGAAUGGUAAUGGGAAAGAAAGAAGAAGAUUUUUCCGAGAUUGUACUGAUGGAGGAAACCAAAGAAAUUUCGGAGGGACAAAGUCUAGACGAUGACGAGUUUAAUAAUUCUAUAGAUGCAGCGCAUUUUUUGUUCAAGAGAUUGGAGUAUCUCUUUGCGAAUCUGAUACUAGGCUUUAAUGACAGAAUUCGUUGCUAUGACAUCAUUAAGAAACAUUGCUAUGACAUCAUUAAGAAACAUAAGCCAUAUAAAAAGGCCUUCGAACUUGUAGAAAUUGAGCUUGGAUUUAUGUAUGAUGUGCUUUACACAAAGGCAAAACUCAUUCAAACGAAGCGGGGAUUUUUGCUUCGUGCCAUCAGCUUCUUUUCCUCUGUGUCAGCAUUAAUUGCCUUUUCAAUGGUCAUUGAUUUCCAUGUCUAUCAUCAAACCGACAUCUCCAUUACUUUUUUACUUCUAGCUGGGGCAGUUUUUCUGGAGCUUUAUGCUUUCACCAUAUUUCUUUUGUCUGACUGGACAAAACUCUGGUUGCAAAAGCACCGUGUGCCAAAGAUUAUUAGUUCUUUUUUCUUUCAUCGGAACAACAAGAGGUGGUCUGAAUCCGUAGCACAGCACAACUUGAUAACAUUUUGCAUAGGAGACAUUCAAGGCAACUUCAGUUUUGUUCGGAAGUUGCCUCACCUGGGCAAAUUGUAUGAGGAGUACAAUCCGCACAGAUUCUUGUCUCGGAAAGAUUUGGAUGGCCUUAUGCAGAUGAUCUUCCAGCAGCUCGAAGAAAAAGCAGACAAGAUCAAAGAUAAUUACACAGUGAAAUUGUGCAAAGAAGAGCUGGGUCACAGAGGCGAUCAUGUGCUCGAAAAAUAUGAAAAAUUCAAUGAUUUGGGUUGGAGCACAAUUGAUUUAGAAUUUGACGAAAGCCUUCUUUUGUGGCAUAUUGCUACUGAUAUCUGUUACCACGAUGAUUCUGAUAAACACCUACCAGAUGCAUGUAAUCUUUGCAAACAGCGCAAAAUUAGUAAGCAAUUGUCAGAUUACAUGCUGUAUCUUCUAGUCCUGUGUCCAUCAAUGCUACCUCAAGGGAUUGGUGAGAUAAGGUAUAAAGAUACUCGUGCUCAGCUCAUUCAAUUUUUGAAAAGGGAAAAAAGUGUAGCCAUGAAGGAAAAGGAGGUUGCGAGGAAGUUGCUCGAGAAAAUCAGCAAAAGGACAAUAACUCAGUCUAUACUAUCUGAUGGAUGUGAGCUGGCGAGAGAACUGCAACAGGAAACAGAUUCUGAGAGAAAAUGGAAGAUGAUAAGUGAAGUGUGGGUGGAAAUGUUAACAUAUGCUGCAAGUCAUUGUGGUUGGAGAGAGCACGGUCAACAGCUUUGGAAAGGCGGACAGUUGCUCACUCUUGUUAGCGUUCUUAUGGCACAUCUUGGCUUAAGUGAACAAUACAAUGCAAAAGAGGAAUUCUACCUUGUGUAA